Mycena indigotica is the source of this 432-nucleotide messenger RNA. RefSeq lists its product as uncharacterized. The coding region runs from base 1 to 432 and encodes 143 amino acids. The record is from RefSeq and is a predicted model, not a curated record. The transcript has 2 exons. NCBI's taxonomy places the organism in Eukaryota, Fungi, Basidiomycota, Agaricomycetes, Agaricales, Mycenaceae.
AUGAUGGACAUCGAGCUUACACACAUUGAUAUCAUGUGGCAACCCGAGCCAAUUCGAUUCACGCUCCUAGGGUUAUUGUGCACUCCAACAACAAAGCGCCUGCUUCUGCAGGACUGUUGUCUUCCUACCUGGUCCUCCUACGUCCUUGUCCCAGGAUUGACAACACUGGAGCUUGUCAACCCUUGCAUAGAGACGGACUACAUAUUUUCCCUUCCUCCGUCUCAAGCUAGACCGCGCCAUGUGAUAGUUGAAGGAAAUGACAUUGGCGAUGUGGUAGACUGGCUUGUUGCCUCUGGAGAACUCUUGCAAGAGGUGUCAAGUAUUUGUAUUCGACAUUUUACAUCCGAUUAUGACUCUGGUGACCGCCUCGUCCACGCUACAACCCUGAAGAACCCCAAGGUAAUCGAAGUCGGACUACUGUGCUCAGACUAG